Molecule: messenger RNA, 1222 nt
Organism: Oryza brachyantha (malo sina)
Lineage: Eukaryota; Viridiplantae; Streptophyta; Magnoliopsida; Poales; Poaceae
Product: transcription factor MYB17-like
Exons: 3
Coding region: 1-876 (291 amino acids)
Source: RefSeq, a predicted model, not a curated record
AUGGGGAGGGCACCGUGCUGCGACAAGAAGGGGCUCAAGAAGGGGCCGUGGACGCCGGAGGAGGACAAGCUCCUCGUCGACUACAUCCAGGCCAACGGCCACGGCAGCUGGCGCCUCCUCCCCAAGCUCGCAGGGCUGAAUCGGUGCGGCAAGAGCUGCCGGCUGCGGUGGACGAACUACCUCCGGCCGGACAUCAAGCGCGGGCCCUUCACCGCCGAGGAGCAGAAGUCCAUCGUCCAGCUCCACGGCAUCGUCGGCAACAAGUGGUCCAUGAUCGCGGCGCAGCUGCCCGGCCGGACCGACAACGAGAUCAAGAACUACUGGAACACCCACCUCAAGAAGCAGCUGCGCCGGAUGGGCCUCGACGAGCCCCCGCCCGGCCCGGCCGCCGGUUGCCCGGCCGCGCGUCACAUGGCGCAGUGGGAGACCGCGCGGCUCGAGGCCGAGGUGCGACUCUCCCUCCUCUCCUCCUCCGGCGCCGCCGCUGCGACGACGAUCACCGCCACCACCUCCGCCUCGUCGUCGUCCACCGCGGGGCCCGUCCCCGUGGCGACGCCCGCCGAUGUAUUCCUCCGCCUCUGGAACUCCGACAUCGGGGACUCCUUCCGCAAGCUCGCCGCUGCAGCUGUGGCAGAGUCCCCUUCGACAGUGAAAGCCACGAACGACGCUGUGAAGCAGGAGGAGGCGGCGGCGACCGGGGAUGACUCCUCGGCGGCGUCCAACGAGGUGGAGGUGGCCGAGGCGGUGGACGAGUACCAGAUGUUCCUCGACUUCGCCGGCGAGGAGCUGGGCCUGUUCCACGGCCGGCAUGGCGGCUUCUCGCUGUUCCCGCCGGUCGACUUGCUCGAGGCGUCGCUGGAAACGGCGUUCAAGUGAGAGCGUGAGACGUCGACCUUGCUAGCUGCGCGCCAUGUACGUACGUGGCAGGCAGACGCAGUGCCUCGACGUGCUCGUGUGUACGUACGUAUGUAUAUAAGCAAGUGUUCUUGGCGUCCGGAGCGUACGCGCGGCCGUAUGAAGGCACGAUACGUGAGAAAAUUUUGGGUUCAGUUAGGGGUUCUGAUGAUAAUCUGUAGCUUGGGUUAAUGCAUGGGGGACAUCAUAGUGUGUAUUACGGCCUUUUGAUGGCAUUCUGUGGGCAAGUGCCUACUGGAGAUGCUCUAAUACAUCCAAUGAUGUUCGAUCUUUCUUUAACGUGAUUAUGGAGCUUGUUUUACCUGCU